UCCUCUCUCUCUCUCUCUCCACCCAUCCAGAUGUAAAGUCUCUCUUCUGUAAAGUCGGGGUUAUCCCUCUCUGUGGCACUUUUAAAGAAAGCUUUAGCCUGUAGUGGGAGAUCAGGCGAAGCAAACAUGGGGAAAGUGAACGUGUGUUUGAAGCGGAGUUACUUCAUCGUGGUCGGCUUGAUCGCGAUCAUCGCUAUUCUGCUGUUAGGACUCACUCUGUUCAGCCAUGGACACUUCCACCAAGAGGACGAGAUAGAGAAAGUGCUCACAACCCUACAUGCCAUGUAUGCCAUUGCCGUUAUAAUUCUGGUCUUGGCCUUCACUGGUGCGUUUGGUGCCUACAAAGAGAAGAAGUGGGCACUCAUAGUGUUUACAGUUGGAAUGAUUAUGACCACCCUGUUCAUGACUGCGUGUAACAUUGCUGGACUGGUUUCGAAACCACACUUAGAGAAAGGCAUACAGAAGACGUACCUGUCUUUGCUGCCGCUGGCUAAUCGUAGUGACAGUGUUACGGAAAGCCUGAUGGAAAUACAGGGAGAAUUUCAGUGCUGUGGACUGGAUAAGGGUUACCAGGACUGGAACAACCAUAUCCCAGAAUCCUGCCUGUGCGUCGAAGACUCCGUUAAUCCAUGUGUGGCGGCUCCACGGGACAGCAGCCUGUUUGAGGACAGGGUGGGUGAAGGGCCCAUCAUGAUUUAUGCUGAGCCGUGUAUUCCAUUCAUCGUUGAGACUGCUGUGGGCGCCUUGAAUGCUGUGCUGGGUAUUCUUCUGGGAGUCACAUUAUUGUGGGUGUUGUCGGUCGUGUUGUGCGUCGUCAUCUUGUGUCGGCUUGAUCGGAAAGACGAAAUCCCUGCAGUGGUUUACAGUUCGGAGGCGAAAGCGGGCAACUACACCACCCUCACAGAGGAAUACACCUGAUUUCUUUGCCUUUUUUUUUCGGCUGCAUGUCAGCAGAUUUAGAUAAGUAAAACUUUGGGAUCAAUGGGAUUAACACAAAAGAAAUGGAUUUAAGAUGCUUGAAUGUAUCGCAUCCAACAAGUGAAGCUGCAUUAAAAACAUGAGGUAGCAUUUUUUUUGGCCCUUUGAACCAGCAAUUGUGUAAAUUCUUUGGUCACACAUGAAGAAACAUGUAACAUUACGCCAGAAACAGACGGAAUUCCCUUUAAUUGUUAUAAUCACACACGUUUCAUCUUUUAAUACAAUUUGGACUCUGCAGUGGCACUUUCACCCCGGAGCGGAUUUGUAAUGCAGCACCUUUUGAUCCGAGAUGUCAGGAAGUUGAAGCGAAUCAUUAAAAGAUGAUGUGGUUUCCAAAGAAAGCACUGAUGAAGUUUGUUUGGGAGCUUUAAUAAGAACGUCUGUAUUUUGUGGUUUUGUAGCUUUUUUCUGUCAAAUUUUAUGGAAACUUUUUCUUUCUACAUUUUUCUAACUUUUACAAUGACAUUUUUUUAUAUUUUUAAUACUUUCACCAUCUAAUGGGCCAUCACUGCUACACGUUGGUGCUCCGCUUCUGUAUUGGUGACGACCGAGAUGACGCACCGAAUGAAGGCAAAUAAAAAUAUUCUUCUUUGACUCUUGCUCCUCUCAUCCAUUUAUCCAAUGUGUAAAUGAAAAGAAAGAACAUGUAAGGAUUAAAAUGAGGUAAAAAAUUAAGUUAUUUUCUCAAACCAGCACAUAAAAACAUAUUUUAUAAAACUGAAAAAAUGUAGAUGAAAGUCCUACAUAUAGGUUCAAGUACUUGUUCACUUGAAAUGUUAAGAUGCUACCUACAAUAGCUUGCAGUGAUGGAAAGAAACUACAGUUUUGAGCUUUUUCUGCUUUUUAUUUUUUUUGUUUAAUCACAAGUAUUUAGAAGUAGUUGGUACAUUUCAAGAGGAAAUUUAACUUUUAUAAUAGAUUUGUUUAUGUAGACAAUAGAAAAAUUAAAUAGGAAUAAAUUAGAAAAGGAAUUCUAUUUAUCCAAUACCUGUAAUUACCUGUAAUUUAAUCAGUUUUACCAGCUCACCUUUCAAGUCUGUUCGUUUUUCUUGUGUGUGUUUUUAUAUUUUGAGUGUUUGCCUGUACUUUUCAUACAUGCUGUUUUUUUCUUUAUGUAAAAGAACUUUGCGAAUUGUGUUCUUAAAAAGUGCUAUACAAAUAAAGUUUAUUAUUAUUA
Molecule: messenger RNA, 2155 nt
Organism: Stegastes partitus (bicolor damselfish)
Lineage: Eukaryota; Metazoa; Chordata; Actinopteri; Pomacentridae
Product: tetraspanin-8-like
Exons: 9
Coding region: 127-918 (263 amino acids)
Biological process (GO): regulation of vascular endothelial growth factor signaling pathway
Cellular component (GO): plasma membrane
Source: RefSeq, a predicted model, not a curated record